GCAGCUACUCACUCUCACUUACCCCCGCCCGUUCACUCGAUCUCACUCGACACUUUGCUAAACAUAAACUCGAGUGUUGGAUUCGGAAUAAAUUAUUAGGGUUUCGAGGUGCUCGUUAUCAUGGCUAAACUCAAGUUGAAGUUGAAAUCGAAAUGGAUAGAUGGGGAGCGUGUCUGUUUCUUAAGGCAGGCCAAUGCUGUUGUUCAAUUUUAAUUUUUUGUCUAGAGAGCUUAUGAAAAUUUGUUGGUCCGAUUCUAGUACUGUUAUGGUGCAGUGGAGUUGCAGCAAAAACGGGAGAAGGGCAUUUGGAACUUAGGGUAUCGACGAGCAUUGAAUAGUGUUCCAGUCCAGUCGGGUCGCCUUGAUGGCAUUUGGAUCAAAUUAGUCAUCUAAGUAGAGCAUUUUAUCAUGUUCCCGAUACUUAAGACCAGGGCUCAUCAGAAGCUGGCCUUACAAAAAUGAGUUGCCACUCACCAUGCAGACAGGGAGAGAAUUUGAAGAGUGAGGUGGGAGGAUCUGUUGAAGGGGAGGUGGAAGAAGCCAGAGAAAAUUUGGUAGAGAGGGACAUGGUAGGGGAAGCAAUGGCUGUAGGUGUAGAUAGGGAUAAGGAUAGUAGUGGGGAUCGCCAGAUUCCGAAUGUUCGCAAGAGUUUCUGGAGAUCGGCAUCAUGGUCCUCCACACGCUCUGCACCACCAAGCCCCGCUGCCCUCAAUCUUGAAAAGGUGCUUUCUUCUUCCACAUGUUCAGGGAUGCCCAUAGAGGUGCCUAACAUUCCAUGCCGUGGGCUUCCUCUAACUCCUCGGUCACAGCAGCUCAGCAAGAUGAGGUCGGCGCUGCCACCCUUGCAGCCUCUCAACAUUGCUAGGAGAAGCUUGGAAGAGUGGCCCAAGGCUGGGUCGGACGACAUUGGAGAAUGGUUAACUCCUGCCACACCCAGGGAGAAGAAGGAUGCUGGUCAUCUGAGGAAUGGGAUAGAUGUGAGGCUUGAUUUGUGUUCUGUUCCAAGAAAUGCAGAGCCAUCAGAAAUGCAGCUCAAGCGCGACAAGUUUGCUUUCUUUGAUAAGGAAUGUUCAAGGGUUGCUGAACAUGUUUAUCUAGGCAGCGAUGCAAUUGCCAGGAACAGAGAAAUACUUAGACAGAAUGGAAUCACUCAUGUAUUAAACUGUGUUGGAUUUGUAUGCCCGGAAUACUUCAAGAAGGACUUGGUUUACAAGACGCUAUGGUUGCAAGACAGUCCGUGUGAAGAUAUCACUAGUAUACUAUAUGAUGUAUUCGAUUAUUUUGAGGAGGUAAGAGAGCAAGGUGGCAGGGUAUUCGUCCAUUGUUACCAGGGUGUAUCCCGUUCAACUUCGCUGGUUAUUGCGUAUCUCAUGUGGUGCAAAGGUCAGAGCUUUGAAGAUGCUUUUCAGUACGUCAAAGCUGCACGGGGUAUUACGAAUCCGAACAUGGGUUUCGCGUGCCAGCUGUUACAAUGUCAAAAGAGGGUACACGCAGAUCCAUUAAGUCCAACCUCUGUUUUAAGGAUGUAUAGAAUGGCGCCUCAUUCACCAUAUGAUCCAUUGCAUUUAGUUUCAAAGAUUUUGAAUAAUCCUGGUCCAGCUGCAUUGGAUUCUAGAGGUGCAUUUAUUGUCCAUGUGCCCUCAGCGAUAUAUGUAUGGAUUGGACACAGUUGCGAGCAUACAAUGGCUGUAGCAGCAAAGGCUUCUGCAUUCCAAGUAGUAAGGUAUGAGAGAGCACAGGGUCCAAUUGCUACUGUCUUAGAAGGAGAGGAAAAGCCUGAAUUCUGGGAUGCUCUCUGCAACGUCCGUUCAGAAAAUGCUGAAAUGGGUACAUCAGAGGUGGAGAAGCCUCUGAAAGGUCAUCAUCCCGGAAUACGAUUCAGGUGCAGUGUUGGAAAUAAGAGGGUAGAAUCAUAUGAUGUAGACUUUGAGUUAUAUCGGAGAGCCACGGUGGGAGGUGUUGUGCCCCCGGUUCCAUCUUCAGGAGCUGGCUCAGAAACUCAUCUUCCUACAAGAGAAAAUGGUUGGGGAAUUCUGCGCCGCAAGUUCAUGGCAGGCAACGUGAAAGAAUUGUCUGCUCCAGGUACCAUGAAAGAAUUGUCUGUGACAAGCAACAUGAAGGAAUUGGUUGCUGCAUCGUUACAUACAGUUUGUCCGACAAUUAAAAAAGAAGUGGAAUGUGUCAAGCAGGAUGCUCAAUUCUUAUCAACAGACAUUUCAAUGCCCUUGGUAUCUCCACAUGAUUCUCCAAGUUCUGUUUCCACAGAAUAUAAAUUUAGUUCAAAAUCUCCUUCACCUUCUCCAUCAUCUCUUCCUUUUACCCCCUCUCCCAGUUCCUCUGCCUCCUGGUCACCAUCCUCUUCUUGCCAUUCACAAUCCUCAGUACUUGACACUGUAGAAACCUUUGACAGACCUAUAAAUCUUUCUAAGAACAUAACAAAGAAUUCUUCUCUCCCUGCAAAAUCUUCUUCAGUAUCUCUGGCACAACGGAGGGGUAGUGUAUCUCCUUCUUUACAAUUACCAGUGUUAGGGAAUGAUUCUUUUUGUGGUUCUAAGCGAAUGUCAAAGAGAACUCAUGACCCCCUCUCUGCUGUUGCAAAUGAGAUGGUUGCGAAGGGACAAACUGGACAAUCAGGCUCUAGUCUCAGCUUUCCUGAGGAACUGUGUACUGGGUCAUCCUGUGAAAGAGAAAGCCAGCCCUUGUAUGACAAUAAAGUUCUUCAAAAUGGAACUUUGCAGUUUGGCGAACAAUAUAGACGCAGAGAACACUCCCCCAGUGAGAGCUUUCCAGUGUCUCCUCUAAAUACAGACACGACCUGGGAUGGAAAUCCAAGCAGUCCUAGUGAUGUUACAGAUGACGAAUCAUGUCCAUCCAGGUCAAAGGGGAAGAAUAACUGUAAACGGACACGCCCGAUGCUGUAUGACUGGCCCAAGUUAGAAAGUAAAGAUAUGUUUGAUAUCAGUUAUCUUGAUUCUUCUUCUGUUUUUAUUCUGCUAGCACCUAACCAAACACAUCAUGACGAUUCGGGAUACGUGGAUGAAGUCUACGUAUGGGUGGGUAGUGAGCUGAUUGCUGAUAAAGAAAGCAUUCAAGCUAACAGCAGUGAUGAUAGAGUUGAAUUUAGUGAGUCAGAUUGGAAAAAAAGUGCAGUUGACUUCCUUGAGCGAAUGGAUUUGCAGCAGGAUACCAUAAUCAGGGUUGUGAGGCAGGGUGAGGAGCCGGAUGAGUUCUGGGAACAUUUUGUUUAGCUGUUGAGGGCCAGUAUAUUGUAAUAUCUUUUUUCUAGGCACGCGGCAGCUAAUGAAUGAAAAUGUCUCAUUAGAAUACCCUUCAGUGUAAUCUCAUUUAAAGGGAAAGGCAAAACAGCUUCCUUUCUCAAGAAUAUGAAUUUACAGUAUCAGGCUAGAGCUUUGACAUUUAUGUCAUAAAAACUGAACAUUUUGGCAGACUCUUCGGCAACAAUCUAGAUUGUGACUGAGGGAGAGACUCAGCACAAUUCUUGAAAAUAAUCUGUAUUAUCAGCAACUUAUUUGGCAAUGCAAUUUUGGUGUAUGAUAUUGUCAAUUGCAGACUGACCAGACUUUUCUAUCAACCACAGGAAUGGGGUUGUGUUGACUUGUUUGAAGAUGCUGUUGCUAUUCUGAUCGGUAGUCUUAUCCAUGUAUCUGUUGGGAAGCAAUGGUCCUUUAUUCAAGUAGGAAAUUCUGCCAGGAAAUGGUUAUUGCAACACCAAAGGUGUUCUUAUCAAAAUAUCCUUUGUUAUGCUUCCUUUAGUGCAAAAUAAAUGAGAUUAUCUUUAUAUUCUAGAAAAGUGCUCACCUUUGGUUAUUUGAUUUAUAUAGAUAGUGGUGCAAGAAUUAACAGGAACUUGAUCUUACAUUUGACAAAUUUUGAUGGAUCUAACUAGUGCAUAUGUGUUGCUUGAUUUUUUUUUCUUUGAAUUAGUGGCUUCAGUGGUAUGAGAGUCCUUUGUCUUAGACACCAUGACUGAGGGGUAACUGUUUUGCGAAAUUCAUACAGCAUUUGCACCUGGCCUCUACUAUUGUCAGUAAUCAUUAUGUCUUUUCCUAAGGCACGAAAUUAUGGGGCUCUGUGGCUGACCAGCUGGUCAAACAAC
Messenger RNA from Cryptomeria japonica (Japanese cedar), 4117 nucleotides. RefSeq names its product protein-tyrosine-phosphatase MKP1. The record is from RefSeq and is a predicted model, not a curated record. The transcript is spliced from 4 exons. Gene Ontology annotation, biological process: protein dephosphorylation. Gene Ontology annotation, molecular function: actin filament binding; protein tyrosine/serine/threonine phosphatase activity. The coding region runs from base 459 to 3248 and encodes 929 amino acids. NCBI's taxonomy places the organism in Eukaryota, Viridiplantae, Streptophyta, Pinopsida, Cupressales, Cupressaceae.